Molecule: messenger RNA, 1242 nt
Organism: Sitophilus oryzae (rice weevil)
Lineage: Eukaryota; Metazoa; Arthropoda; Insecta; Coleoptera; Curculionidae
Gene: EMC3
Product: ER membrane protein complex subunit 3
Exons: 4
Coding region: 99-845 (248 amino acids)
Biological process (GO): protein folding in endoplasmic reticulum
Cellular component (GO): membrane; EMC complex
Source: RefSeq, a predicted model, not a curated record
UCUGACGUUUAUUUCUAACCUAAGAUUUUCUGUUAAUUUUUCUGAAAAUUGAUUAAUAGAGAGAAACCACUUUGAAAAGAUUUAUAUAAACAGACGCCAUGGCAGGAGACUUGAUUGUAGAUUCAGAAAUAAGAGUCUGGGUGUUUUUGCCGAUAGUGAUAAUUACUUUCCUAGUAGGAAUCGUGAGGCAUUAUGUCUCAAUGCUCUUAGCUAGCCAAAAGAAAAUCGAGACUCAACAACUUAAGGACAGUCAGAUGAUAUUACGAUCCAGAAUUCUUCGUGAAAAUGCAAGAUAUAUUCCUAAAAAUGCAUUUCUGAUAAGAAGACAGGCAUUUAAUAAAGAAGAGGAUGGAUAUUUAACUCAAAAGAGACCUGCAGUAACACAAAACAUGAUGACUGACCCCUCAAUGAUGACAGAUAUGGUUAAAGGCAAUUUAACUAAUGUUCUACCCAUGAUUAUUAUUGGUGGAUGGAUAAACUGGAUGUUUUCAGGAUUUAUUACAACAAAGGUUCCAUUCCCACUAACUCUACGAUUUAAAUCUAUGCUUCAAAGAGGAAUAGAAUUGUCACAUUUAGACGCUUCGUGGGUGUCAUCAGCUUCAUGGUACUUCUUGAAUGUAUUUGGUUUGAGGAGUAUCUAUACGUUAGUUUUAGGGGAAAAUAAUGCUGCUGAUCAGUCAAGGCAGAUGCAAGAUCAAAUGUCCGGUGCAGCUAUGGCAAUGCCACAAGACCCAAAGAUUGCUUUCAAAGCUGAAUGGGAAGCACUAGAAAUAGUUGAUCAUCAAUGGGCUUUAGCAGAUGUAGAUAAUAAGCUUUUUGGUGAAGAAAAAGUAAAAACUGACUAGUCAUGAGUAUCUCACGCACUAAUUUAUUUGUUGAACUUUACUAUUUAAUAUCAAAUGCGUUUUUCUUUUUAUUUAUAUUAUUAUUAUACAUACACUUUAUACUUUUAGAAGUCAUAUGUAUGUUUCUUAAAUAUGGCGAAUGCGCUGGUUAUUGCUAAUUUAUCCUUCCUAAUUUAUGAAGUAUAAAAAUCGCAAAUUGUAUAUCCAUUAAAUUUUGUUAAGGUUUCUCAUUAAAAAUAUUGAUAGGAGUUCUCAUUGUAUUAAUAACCUUUUGAUGAAAUUUCCUCACUGGUGUUAUAAAGAUGGUAUUCAUCCACUCAGAGAAAUUAAUUGUUUUUUAUAACUAGCUGUAGGUAUGAGUUUCAAGCAGAAUUUUAUAAUAAAAAAGUGUCAUAAA